Molecule: messenger RNA, 778 nt
Organism: Pollicipes pollicipes
Lineage: Eukaryota; Metazoa; Arthropoda; Thecostraca; Pollicipedomorpha; Pollicipedidae
Exons: 5
Coding region: 191-778 (195 amino acids)
Source: RefSeq, a predicted model, not a curated record
GGGUGUGUUGCGCUUGGUGGUGCCGUCGUGGGUAGCGCCCGGGAGAUUCCCGGACGCCACUUGGGUAGACCUGCGGUCGUUUUUGAACUGUGAUAACAACAUAAUAAUAAUUCCAAGUGGGAGUGUGUCGUAACUGGAUUGCUGACGGCCACGGUUAUGGCCUAAAGCCCGAGCAACCUGUUGCAUCAAGAUGGACCCGCCCUCCGAGUUUACAGCGGAAUCUGUCCGCGAUUAUAUCUUAAGUAGAGGUGGAAAGGUGACCAACCACGAAUUGGUGAAGCACUUCAAACUUUUUCUGACGGAUCCUGUGUUGAAAGACCAUGCUCGUGCCCAGUUCAAAGAGUUCGUCAACACGCUGGCCAGCAUCAAGCUGGAGGACGGUGAAAAGUACCUGGUGCUGAAGAAGAAGUAUCGCUCAGGCUUGCUGGCGGAGGUGCUGAGCGACGUUGGCUCCGAGUACAGUUACGUCUCGCACAGCACCAGCAGCAGCACGCCCGCGCUGGAGGAGGAACGGCAAAAGAAGAUCAGCGUGAAGGAGCAGACGCAGAAGUUCAACCGGAUCGCCUCCGAGUCGCAGCUACUGCUGCCCAAGCAGAAUAACAAGCGCCGUGACCGUGCCGACAAGCUGCCUGUUGAUGAUGACGACUCCUUGUCAACGACGACGUUCGAGGGCGUCAACAAGGAGUGGAUCCUGAUCAGCUCGUCCUGCAAGUACAUGGAGAUCGUGCGCAUGCUCAAGGACAACCCCCAAGCUGGCCAAACACAAGGUCAGUCUUGA